CUAAUGAACAGUGGCCAGGUCGACUGUCUACACACGCUUCCACACAAUGUCUCAAUAAAGAACAAAAUACGAAACAGAAGCAACGAACAAUGCCCCGCCACCUCCUCCGCCGACAGCCCGCUUCAAUCCAAGCCCGAGACCGAGAUCAAGAGUUGAACUUGACCCCAAAUGUAGACGCUACUACCCCCAUUAACGCCCCCCAAGUAGUGCGAACAAACCGUGGAGCGACGGCCAUGCACACCUAUGCUUCUCUUACACCGUCACAGUUUCAAACCCCUCAACGCGGUGCAUCUUCGACGCAGUCGCGAUUACACCCGCCGUCAGGCCUGGCUGAUUUCACCAGUCCCGCUGCGGCGCUCUAUUCACUGUUUGGGAGAGGUAUAACUAGCCGGAGACAGCACGUGGACAUGCCGCGUGAAGAUGACGAGGAGGAAGUAGUGGACGAUGAGGUUGGCAGCGAUGAAGCGCAAGAGCUGGCGGAACAAGAUCAGGUUUUAGGACAAGUUGACGUUGUGGAAGAGGAUGAAAUUGAAGAAAAUGAAGAUGGGAUGAUUGAAGAGGAUGGUGGGGAAGAAGUUGAAAUGGGUGAGGAAGAUGAAGAUGAAGAAGGCGACGAAUUGAUGGAUGAUCGAGAACGGACGUCUUCUCCUCUGCCUGCGAACCUUCGCGAGAUUUCAUCCUUAGCCUCAUGGACGGUUUCAACACACAAACCAGGAUGCGGCGUCAAUGCCCUGCGUAAUCCAUCUCCUCUUCAGUACUGGCAAUCUGACGGUCCCCAACCACAUACCCUUACCCUACACUUCUUUAAGCUGGUCGCGGUGGUUAAGAUACGUGUGUAUCUGAAUUUCGAUCUCGAUGAGAGCUAUACGCCUACGAAGAUGGUAUUCCUUGCUGGUAUGGGUGGUAAUGAUCUUGUAGAAUUCGCAACGUGGGAAGGGGAAGGGCCUUGCGGGUGGAUAGACAUUCCACUGGACGGUGUUGGUGGGCGGAAUGGAGGCUGGGUCAGUCAGAGGAUGAGCGCGAGUAAACGAAGAAGGCGAAAGCAAAGCCAGGUGCGAAGCAAGAACAAACUCAAGAACAGAUGUCAGCAUGCCUCCACGGCCGGGCUACGAACAGAUCUCGGGUAUGACCAUAGUGCUAUAAUCUCAGGCCCGGAAGAUCCAAUCGACCACUACGACGACAUCGUCUCUGAAGGAGGAUACGAUGACGACGAGGCAGAAGACGACCUUAACGAAGUCGUCGAUGACAUGGAUGAUCCCUACGCCGGAAGUGUUCUCAAAGCAAUGGUCAUUCAGAUGCGAGUUAUUGAGAACCACCAAAACGGCAAAGAUACCCACGUCCGAGGCUUUCAGGUUUUCGCAAAAGACGAUGAUCAUCGCCGUAUGAGUAUUGCCCCUUCUGCCUCUGCGAGUUCCAGGCGAAGGCAGAGCGUCCGGAGGUCCCUCCGUGCGUCCGCGAAGGAUGCCAUCGACGACAUAGGCGGCGGCGGCGCUGAAAAUGCAACUGCUCUUGAGGAACCGGAUUGGAUGGGUGAACCUGUUAUUCGGUAAUUUGGGGGGAUUCUCUUGGUGUGUGCGUGGUUUCGUUUCAUUUAUCGCAGGUGUUAAGAGGCAGGGAUCGGUGUUUCGCUCCCCUUGCGAUAUUGGUUGAUGGGAAAGCAUGCGAGAAAGUGCUUGAAGCAGCUUUAUCUGGUUUCCUCAUUUUUACAAUUCAGCAUAAAGAUACCCA
Molecule: messenger RNA, 1728 nt
Organism: Monascus purpureus
Lineage: Eukaryota; Fungi; Ascomycota; Eurotiomycetes; Eurotiales; Aspergillaceae
Source: the annotation of a GenBank genome assembly